UUUCGAAUGAAAACCAACGAAAAACGCGCACGCUUAAAUUAGGCACCCAAAAAUUCCAACGGUACUAAUCAUUAUAUCUUGUAUUUAAUUAUUAUAUCCGUGUUGUGGGCAUUCUUCUUUUUUACUCAGGAAUAAAAAACAAUACUACAACUAACAGAAAAGAAAAGUUAACCCAUCCUGGCAGCAUGCAAUGGACAGCUAAACACCAACAGAAAUGAACACUUGUGUUGGAAAGUGAACGUAUCGUUGACUUGAAGUUUACGUGAAGAAUACUAAAAAACAAAUCCGAACUACGAAUGUGAACCACCCUGUACAUGAGAAAAUUAAAAUGUUAAACCAUUUUUUUUAAAACGCAACGCGAGAGGCAAUGAUAUCUCCAGAAAUCCAAAACGCCAGAUACCUCGAACCUACACUGAUUGCCAUGCCCUAUACAUAGCAUAGUAAGCUUGACAAUGACCACUGGAAAAUAAACAAAAUCCGCUUGUAAUUUUACCGAGGAAUGUCGCGAUAGUUUGAGGCUUCCAACUUGCAGGCGCAUCUAACUGGCCAAGGUCGCACUCGGAAACCCUAUACCCAAAGGAAAAAGUAAUGGAAAAUGUGAUACGAGAGGGCGAACUACACACGCUUAGGACUGAGUCACAAUGUGACGUUGUAUUAAGCUGUAAAGGAGACAAAUUGAUGGCACAUAAAAUUAUCCUUUCCAUAGCAAGUCCCAUUUUGCAGGGACUUCUGCAAGAAGAUACAACCGAUAAGACCGUGCUCAUUUUUCCAGACGUGGACGGCAGCGUAAUGUCUCUCGUGCUCCACUACAUCUACAAUGGAAACGUGACCAUACCGUCUUAUAAACUAUCUGAAUUUCUAAGUACAGUUGCGCUACUGAAACUGCAACUCGAUCACGAUUAUUCGGAAAGCGAUUUAUGCGACGGCAACAAGAGUGAGAUUUUGGAGCGCGGUUCGCAGUGGUCGGAAAAGAAACUUGUGGACCGGUGUAAGUCUUUAAUCAAAGAGGAAUGUGGGAAAAAGUUGACGAGAAGAAUCCCGAAUUUAAUGCCUAUAGCGGCUUUGCGUGGAAAUGGUAAUGGAAUUAGGAAAGGUCUCUACAAUCGCGUUUUUCCGAGCCCCUGGUGCCCGAGGGUGGUUCCAUUGUUGGCCGAUCCCCGCGAUGAUCAUACUGUAGUAAACGACCCUUCGAGUUUCUCCACAAAGAAGGACAAGUACUCUAAGGCAAACGACACAAACAAUAAUCUCAAAAUAAAUUCUCUGCAAUUAUCGUCCCACAUUGCUGCCGACAAUGUUAGAAAAGAUACUAAUUUGGUAACGGCGAACAGUCCCACGCCAAUUUCCGACUUAACCACCAAAGAACCGAAUAAAGAGAACAAAUGUGCCGAAAACUUGACGACUUAUAAUAAUCCCGACGUCUGCGUCGAUUCGAUUAAAGUGGAAAAGGAAGAGGAAAAUUCUCUUAACAACUGCCCCUCGCGCAUUUCAUCAAAUGAGAGCAAGGCACUCGACCAGAAAACUGACAAGCAAAAGCCGUUUAAAUGUCAAGACUGUGGAAAGCUAUUUAGUCAAUUGAGAAAUUAUAAAUAUCACAGAUCUAUCCACGAGGGCACAAAGGAAUUUUCCGCCCGAUGUCCAGAAUGUGGAAAAAUAUUUAACGACAAAGGGUACUUGAGUAGCCACUUGAAGAUUCAUCGCGACAGAAAAGAAUAUGCUUGCCCCAACUGUCCCAAGCGAUUCAAUCAAAGAGUUGCCUACAAUAUGCACAUGAGAAUUCACACUGGAUUAAAACCGCACGAGUGCCCUACCUGUGGAAAAUCAUUUUCCCGAAAAAUGUUGCUGAAACAGCACCAACGCGUCCACACAGGAGAACGACCAUACAGCUGCCCAGAAUGCGGAAAAAGUUUUGCUGAUCGAUCAAAUAUGAGUUUGCACACGCGGCUGCAUUCAGGUGUAAAACCAUACGAAUGCAAUUUAUGUUCUAAGAGUUUCACCAAAAAGCAUCAUCUUAAAACUCACAUGAACUUUCACACUGGUUUAAAGCCGUAUUCGUGUGAAAAGUGUGGCUUGUCGUUUUCGCAAAGUAGUAACAUGAGGACUCAUUUCAAAAAGUGCAUUUUAAAGACAUCUCCACAGGCAUCGUAAGGCGCAAUAAUUUAAGUUGGUGAUUAUUCUGUGAUAUCUCAGUACUUAUACAUGUAUUCAAUUAUUGAAUAAAAAUGUUAUUUUUGUU
Photinus pyralis (common eastern firefly) is the source of this 2233-nucleotide messenger RNA. Its product is annotated as zinc finger protein interacting with ribonucleoprotein K-like. Gene Ontology annotation, cellular component: PcG protein complex; transcription regulator complex. Gene Ontology annotation, biological process: regulation of transcription by RNA polymerase II. The transcript has 10 exons. The record is from RefSeq and is a predicted model, not a curated record. Lineage: Eukaryota; Metazoa; Arthropoda; Insecta; Coleoptera; Lampyridae. Gene Ontology annotation, molecular function: DNA-binding transcription factor activity, RNA polymerase II-specific; RNA polymerase II cis-regulatory region sequence-specific DNA binding; protein binding. The coding region runs from base 589 to 2145 and encodes 518 amino acids.